Messenger RNA from Nematostella vectensis (starlet sea anemone), 5390 nucleotides. Its product is annotated as GAS2-like protein 1. Bases 384 to 4019 code for a protein of 1211 amino acids. The transcript is spliced from 7 exons. The record is from RefSeq and is a predicted model, not a curated record. Gene Ontology annotation, biological process: microtubule bundle formation; regulation of microtubule polymerization or depolymerization; actin crosslink formation. Gene Ontology annotation, molecular function: actin filament binding; microtubule binding; cytoskeletal adaptor activity. Lineage: Eukaryota; Metazoa; Cnidaria; Anthozoa; Actiniaria; Edwardsiidae. Gene Ontology annotation, cellular component: microtubule plus-end; actin filament; stress fiber.
GGUCCCAAAUGCGAAGUAAUUGACGCAGAGAGUCUGCCUUGGCGUUUAGCAUAAUGCAUUUAGCUCGAUGACAUGGUUUCAUUGCGACUUAGUGUGAGCGCGGUGAUACGGCCAGCAGUAUGCACCGUGUAGAGAGGGUGGUAUAACUACGCUUAUGCCGACAACAUCGCCAGUUCGUCAUCUCUCUGAUGUAAACAUUCGCCCCCGACAUAUCCGCGAGUCGGCUGACAUCGCAUUGUUUCCGACUCGUGUUUUUUUGCGCCUGUACGCCUUAUUGUACUUGCUGUUAUAAAUGAUAAAUUCAAAGCAGUAAGCAUUAGCCAAUUGGAUUUCGCCUUUUCUAAAUAAUUUCCGAAUUAGACAUUCCAGCUGUAAGAACGAACAUGGCGGAAGAAAACGCCAACCACGGAACCAGAGAUUUCGAUACAGACAGAAAGGGAAUGAUGGAGAAAUGGCUGAUACCUCUCAAGGAAGAUCUCGCGUCGUGGAUUUCGCGUUUACUGGGAGAGGAAGAGCUAAAUACUGACACUUUUACAUCUAUGCUAGAUACGGGUGUAGUGCUUUGUAGACUAGCGAAUUUUAUCCAGACAGUAGGUGAGGAAUUCUUUGUACGCAAUCCAAAGUUUCCUCGGAGAGGUUUAUUUCCCGCGUGCGGUGUAACAUACAAACAGCGCGGAGCAACUCAUGGCUCGUUUGUCGCCCGAGACAACGUUUCUAAUUUUAUCCGAUGGUGUCGCGAACUAAGGGUUCCCGACGUUAUCAUGUUUGAAACGGAAGACUUGGUUCUCAACAAAAACGAGAAAACGGUUUUAUUGACCUUACUCGAGGUAGCGCGCAAAGCAUUUAAAGUCGGCGUCGAGCCGCCAGAACUUGUGCGCUUAGAAAAUGAAAUCGACCAAGAGUUAGAACUGGAGCCUGAGCCCUUACAGGAGCCAGCACCGAGACAAGAAGUGAGAUUACUCAAGAAAAAACACAAAUCACACAGCCUGGAUGAUUUGGUGUACGAAGUCUUGGAUAAAUGUACAUGCCCCACGCGAUAUCCUGUACAGCGGAUAGCAGAUGGAAAAUACAAGAUGGGUGAUAGCAAGAAUCUCAUCUUUGUCAGGGUGAUGCGAAAACAUGUGAUGGUGAGAGUUGGCGGAGGUUGGGACACAUUGGACCGCUAUUUCGACAAACACGACCCGUGCAGAAAUCACGAUUUAAAGCAACGUCGUCCUUCUAGAACGCGACCUUCAAGCAGUCAGCGUAGCUACCGGGAAAGCCAAGAACAAGUUCGCUCUCCCAGCUCCAUGAGUUUAUCGAGUACAGAGAGCCAUGACUCUGGAAGUACCAUUCAUUCGCAUAUGUCUGUACCAGUACAGGUAAAACACAGAGACACGUGUCGACAUCGUACUGGACCUGCAACCCGCUGCAUCUCGCCUGGCCCUAGAAACACACGGAGCCCUCUCACCCGGGGGGCCACCCCUCAGCACGCCACGGACAGCAUAAGCAACCGCCCCUCCAGGCGCAGCGCGAGCAUGCAAGACCUUAAUCAGAGCCUCAACGCUACCGCACCCGCCGCGAUAUCCACCGCUAAGACAAGAGGCUCCGGUAGACGAGCGACGAGUGAAACGCGAAAAGAUUCGAAAUCGGCACCGGGGACGCCAGGCCAGCGGAGAAAAAGUGUAGCAGUAACACCACCAAGACUAUCGGCCCCACACAUCCAGAGAGGUACAGCGUCACCCCGGUCGGUGCCGCCGAGGACUAUGGAUACCCAGGGAAAGUUUCACGCGCGUAGCCGAAGCAUGCAGGAUCUGAACGUUCAUCGCGCCGCAAGCCCAACAGGUGCACGAACAGAGAAGUCACGAGCACUGUCAGCUACUCGGUCCACUUCGGUAAGAGGUCGGCCUGGAUCGGAAGGCCCUCGUCGACAAAGCAUAGCAACCACACCUCGGAAGGCGACAUCGACGACUCCUGUCGGAAGCCCGAGGAUUACGAGAAGACAGUCAAGCGCCGCGCAAAUAGAUACAUCACGUGUAAAAACCACAGGGAGCCCAAGAAAAGCAUCAAGUGUAAACCGAAGCUCGACUUUCAGUCCCGCGAACAGCCCGAGGGUCACCCGAAAGCAGAUUACUUCUUCUGAUAAAGGCUCACGGUCACCUGGGAAAGUAGCGGAGAAUCUUCGGUCCCAGUCUCCUGGCACAAAGCCUCUCACAGAACCGUUCACUAGGUCUAGAAGUGCGAUAGCAUUUGAUUCCAGGCCUCGGUCGGCUACUGACAAGAGCGAGAGAAAGAGAUCUUUGACGGUGGAGCGGCCCAUCGCAAUACAAGGUACAGUCAGUACACGCUCAUCCAUGGGGCCCAUCGCAAUACAAGGUACAGUCAGUGCACGCUCAUCCAUGCGGCCCAUCGCAAUACAAGGAACCCAAGAAAAGCCAAACCCCCAGAGACAGUACUCUUCACCACAAAGUCCAACAAAAUCUAGAAUACCGCUAAUGAUCAAAUCACCCGCGAAAUCAGGGCGCCCCACACCACAGGCGUCCCGCCCAAGACCGAGUACUCAGGACUUUGAGCCACCGCAAUUAACCCGCUACUACUCUCAAGAUCAAGCAAGGCGGCCUCACAGGACCUGUGAGUGCGGGAUGCAAGUGUUGCCUCACAACGCCGACUACACGGCACAGGAAUCGUUCACGAAAUAUGCUACACCACAGGUACCCCAGAACGGCUAUGGCGGUAUUUCGGAGGACGAUUUCAGAACCCCGUUCGACGAUUACGUGUAUACUUCUGAGGAUUCCGCCAGUGUGUUAUCGGAGAGCGUCAGUGAGUGCGACUCCCACGUGACUUACAGCGUCAGCACUGGCGAAGUCGCCAACCCUGAUUUGCAUAUUGACCUCACCGAGGGGUACAGAGGGUCCAAACAAAGCAGCGGCGAGACCACGCCCAGUGACGGGGGAGCACCAAUCUUGUCAGAUGUGGUCAGGGAUUACGAUUAUUUUGACGUAGAGACCGAGUUGCGGUCAACCAGUAGUGACCGGUCACGUGGUUCCACACCGAGCAUGGACUUGUUAGAAUCACGUGAUCCCGUAACGCCUUCAUCACAUGACCAGGUCGACAGUUUUGAGGAGGGUUAUCCACGAGGUUUGAGUAUAAAGGAACGCUUGAAAAGCCUUAAUGUAGGACAAACCUCCAUAAGCCCAACACUGCGUGGUAAGGUUUUCGCUGGCAAUGAGGAUGAUGGUCUUGGUAAAGCCGAUAAACCGGACAAAAAUAUGAAGGAUCAAGGUUUUUUGUAUGUGGAUUAUGCCACUCAAGCGCCAGAAGAGAGAUCCAAGUUCUUCGAUAUCGACCGAGAAAUGGGCCAAGACAACUCCGCCCCGGGGUCACCGAAAAAAGUCUCUCUCGUAAAAUCGCUGAUUGGAAGCAUCGAGAAACGAAAGAGAAGCGACCCACAGCCUCCAAAUCUGAAACAAAAGCAGCAACCAACGGAGCCUCGCACUGGUGGCGAGGUAGUGACAGGAUCACGUGACGUUUCGUGGGACUGUGCAGGCACAGCUGGUACUCAUAGCGAGCUCGAGCAGUUUCCUUUACAGGGAGCCAUUUCCUCAGCAGUUACGCCUCUUAUAAUCAAAGAGCCAUUUAGUGACCAGGCCUUGAUACCCAAAAACGUGGACGAAAAUAAGAAUAUCACGAGAGACUGCGAGCUGCAGAUGAAAUCACCGAGCGCUACUAGCCUUGAGGAUCGACGGCAGGAAGAAGAGGAAUUACGGCAAUUUGAGGAAAACGAAAAUAACUUCAUCGUACACGAGUCAAAGCUGAAGGACGUCGACAGCUACGAAGCACAUUCGGAGACUCAUAAAAACGAGGCUGCUAUCGAAAAAAGUCCGAAGAGGUCCGAAACUUUGCCGAAAGAUAUCGACGUCUUCCCGAGAUCUCCAAGGCAAUUUUCGCUAGAUGAAAUGAUUGCUGAUAUGUUGCCAGGAGACUCAAAGAGCGAUAGACCUGAGUCGCCACUUAAGCCUCAUUUUCAAGCACUAAUUUGAUUGGCUUAAUAAGGUUGUACGACGUGCCCUUGAUGAAGUAGAAUUAUCAGAAAAUGGAGAUCAACUUUUAACACAGUUACAUUAUACCAGGCCCGAACCCAGGAAGGGGAGGGGGGGUUGCCUAAAGGGGUUCGCACCCCCAACCCCCCCCCCCCCCCCCCCCCACAUACACACAAUCGGGACAAGUCCAAUUUCGGAUUGCAUUAUAUGUGCUAUUUUUAGGCAAAACUAAAAAGUGAAGCGUGUGUCAUAAAUCUAUAAUUCACGCUUGUUUGUAGCCAAAUCCCAUAAUAAACUUCCCGUGGAGAUACUGCAAUGCCUAAAAUGUUUCAGGGGUGGUCAGAUUUUUAUCAGUAAAAACCACCUCCACCCCCCAACCCUCCCCGAAGAAUUAUGUACACUUUUUCGGAUUUCGCACCCCUCCAAGAAAAAUCCUGGGUACGGGCCUGUAUCCAUUAAGUUGCUGCAAAUGAUUGUAUAAAUGAGCUGAGUUCAUAUGACUCGUCCAGCAGCAUUUCUCCGACAAUCUUAUUCUUGAACUGGAGGCAAGUAUUCAGAUAGUCAUCUUAUGAUAUGUGGAUGAAUUUCAAAUAUCAAGGCCCGAUAAUACUCACACUAGCACUGUCCCCCCAGGAGAGUAUUGCACGAGUAUCAAUGAUAAAAUCAUUAAAAUAAGCGCGUAUAUUGCCAUGCAUAACUCAAUCAUUUGUGUGGAUAUCCAUAUUUCAUGUCAGAGAAAUUAUUCUUAUUAAAUUUGAUAAUUUCUUAAGGGUAAAAUUUGGCAAACUUUAUUGUUAUAAAGAUUUUUUUUUUCAAAAAGAGAGAUGACUAUUAAGACACACAGUGUUUUUAUUAUUGUCGAGCUUAAUGUGGAAAUAUUUUUGUAGGUUAUUUAAUUGUUGCAGACAAUUUGAAUGUAUUAGUAAAACCAGGAACAUUCAGGCCAAUGAGACAAAAAUACCAAGUGUAUUACCGGCAGGGCAGAGACCCAGUCGAGCUGUCACGCCAGGUCCGACUUGCGUGACGCGUGGUUUCGUAGGCUUUGAAUCACUAUGCAAAUGAGAUGUUCAUCUCACUAUUGAAUGAAAUCCGCUUGAAUCACGGUGAAUGUCAUGACAUAUCAGGCGCGUGUCCCUGGGAAGGGUGGUGGUCAUACGCAUCAAAAGCAAAGUAUUUCACGAUCCUUCAACAAGAAAUGACCCAUAUUAGGCGCGGCACAAAUGUUAAGAGAUUUGGAUAUUCAAACCAAAAACAAAACCUCUCACGCAAGUCGGAUCGCAGGACUUCUCCGUAUAAUUUUUCCUGUUACUAGGUUAAGUUGCAUGGCAACAAACAUGGAAGGUAUGUUUUGAUAAAGCUGUUUUUCUAUAA